AUGCCUGCGCUCGCUGUCCCGACACUUGCGCUCGCCACUGCGUGUCGUUGCGCCGCCACCCCCGGGCCGCUGCUGCCGCCGCCUCCUCCACUCGACGCCUGUCGCUGCUGCCGCGCCGCCUCCCCUCGCCGGCUGCCGUCCCGCUGUCGCGUCCACUCGCCGCCCACAACGACACGCGGCAGAGGAAGCCUUUGUACGAUGCGCUCGCUUUCGCGCAUUCUCCUCCGCCGCCGCCUCUUCCUCCCGGCACCUGUUCUCACAGUGAAUAAUGGCGGCCCGCCCGCCCCCGGCCCUGACAUCCACCAACAACUGCAACAACAACAGCACCACCGACAGCAGCAGCAACAGCAGCACAUACCCUCGCACACCACACACGCGAACCAUUCCUUGCUGUACGACCACCUCUCGCAUCAGACCCUCAACCCCCUCGAGCGGUUACUGCUGUUCUCAUUGGCACAUGAGUGCGCGGGGAGUGUGAGGCGGAAGACGGUGGAUAUGAUAUGUGAUGUUGCGAAUCAGGGGAUGGCGAGGGGUAGACCGUGGCAUGCGUUGCAGGCGCAGGCGUUUAGUAUGACACAUGCACAGGGGCUUGGAGGUGAGGAGGGUUCAGGCAGUGUGGGUGGUGGUGCGGUGCCCGGGUGGAUGUUGAGGGAGAGCGCGUAUAGAGUUUUUGCGGGAUGUCCGAACCUUGUGAUGGACCUCCAGAUCAAUGCCAUGCUCGGUGUGUUUCAGUGCGGCUUGCAGGAUCCAGAGAAUAUCGAGGUGUGUCUGCUUUACUUUAUAAUUUCGGUAGGAAGGUGCUGA
Psilocybe cubensis is the source of this 804-nucleotide messenger RNA. RefSeq lists its product as uncharacterized. The coding region runs from base 1 to 804 and encodes 267 amino acids. The record is from RefSeq and is a predicted model, not a curated record. NCBI's taxonomy places the organism in Eukaryota, Fungi, Basidiomycota, Agaricomycetes, Agaricales, Agrocybaceae. The transcript is spliced from 2 exons.